CACCAUCAAUCAUCCUUUCUUUAUGUUGAAGUACAGUUUCCAAGUACUUGCUAAAAAAGUACUUCGCCGUUGGAAAAUCUAUGCUUUGGAUCAUUCCCUCCGCGUUCCAAUAUUCCCAUAAGCGCGAAGCCAACGACUUCUUGCACUCUGAGAACGUUCCAUGCUCCUUCCCUCGUCUCCAGUCUCCUCUAUAAAUAUGGCUUUCAUCGCUUUCCCUCCGAUCAGGCAUGGCUCCCAAGCGGCCCCUCCCUCCGCCAGAGGAGGCGGAGGACGGCGGCAGAUCUCGGGCUCUCAAGCGAUGGCGGCCCUUGGUCCUAGAGGUACUGGGUGAGCAGCGCUUGCAGCGGCUCUUGGUGGAGCUCGAGAAGGUGUUUCGCAGAGUGGUUCGAGAAGAACUAGUGACAUUAUGUGCCAAUAAUGUUUACCAGCCCAGCAAUCAGGACAAGAAAAUCAGGUAUCGCCUGCAUUUUCGGAACAAGCUACCAAAGGUGUUUUUCACAUUCAACAGCAUUUUAGCAGAGGAUGGGAUGAAUCUCCAGAUAGCUCUAAUGGAUUCCAACUUAAGGGAGGUUAUCACUUCCAAUCCCUUGUCUUCGGUUAAGGUUGAGAUAGUUGUCAUUGAUGGUGAUUUUGUUGGUGAUGUACAUGAAUAUUGGACUGAGAAGCAGUUUAAAGAUCGUGCUGUACCUCCAAGAGAUGGUAAAGGACCAUUGCUGACAGGAGAGUUGGUUAUUAAGCUGAACAAAGGUGUUGGUGAUCUUGCUCAUGCCACCUUCACAGAUAACUCGAGUUGGACAAGAAGUCAAAAGUUCAGGCUGGGUGUGAGACUUUCUCAAAGUGAAUGUUUUGAAGAUAGAGUUCAAGAAGGAAUAAGUGAACCUUUUAGGGUAAAAGAUUGCCGUGGGGAAUUAAAUCAAAAGCAUCAUUCUCCAUCACUGACCGAUGAAGUAUGGCGUUUGAAGAAUAUAAUGAAAGAUGGUAUAUUUCAUAAAAGGCUUGUGGAUGGAGGGAUCCAUACCGUGCAGCAAUUCCUACAAGCCUUCACUAUGAAUCAUGAAGGGCUGCAAAGUUUACUUGGUGACAAAGCAAAAAAGAAACAAAUUCCAAACAAGAAGUGGCAAGGAAUUCUGUCACACGCUCAGAAGUGUCCUGUAGGCAAUGAGCUUUAUUCAUAUAGUGUUUCAGGGAAGAAUUUUGUGCUCAUUUUCAACUCAAUAUAUCAACUCCUUGGAGCAAAAUUUGAUGGCCAUUAUCACUCCAUGGGUGACUUAACUGCAUCUCAACAGAAAUUAGUGGACUACUGCAAAAAGCUUGCCUUUGAAAAUCCAAAUGACAUUCAUAUAAUGGUUGACAACCUUCCCCAGCCCAUCACUCCAAUAAAGGUUCCUUCAGUUCCUGGAUCAAGUUCAUUGGACCCACAAAUCCCAUAUAAUAAUGGUGAAAAUCAUGAUGAAGCAACUACCCAAGUUGGUUUGUGGCAUCAACCUAAUGCACCACACAAUAAGAAUUCAAAUGUUUUAUUCCAUGCAGAAGAUAUUUCUGUUGAGGACAAGGUCCAUUCAAUUCAAGAGUCUUCUUCCUUCCAAGAACCAAUAGUUUCUAAUGGACUUUCAGUUGGCAGACUGAUCCGACCAGAGCCACAGAAUUAUGAUCACCCAGCCACAUACACUGAUGAAUCAGCUGCAGAUAUGGGUUUCCAUCAACUUCCUCAGGACAUUUCCAAGGAGCAGGACUUCAGUCAAUUUCAACAGCUUGCAUUCUUCCAAGGAAACGUAUCCCCCAUGAAUGACAUUUUAGAUGCGCGCUUAUUCGGAAUUGAGUCAUGUACUGGUAGAGUGGAUGAAUACAUGCCUGAUGAUGAGUGCGAGGAAAUGGUCUUGGAAUAUUUGAAAGCUGGUAUCCCAACAUCUCCUCGGAAGUGGGUUAAGCUGAUCGCUGGCUUAAAAUGUGGGCUUUCAAUUAGCAAGUACUUGGCUGCAAGGAGGACUGGAAUUGUGCAUCUUAGUUCCAAACAGUAGUGCCAAGCAGCUGUCUUGGCACACUCAGUGCUGGGUCCUGGGAGCUUAGAACAGUAUCCAACAGAGGAAGCAAAGAGGAUGGAACGAUUUAUUUUGUAAUUGCAUAGUAUCUGAAUGUUAGUAGAGUGGUAAAGUUGAACAUGGUAGUAAGCAGUUUAUUGUUAUAACAUUCUUACUUAUGUCAGGUUGUUUCUAAUAAAGUGGGUAAUUUGGAUGA
Messenger RNA from Phoenix dactylifera (date palm), 2235 nucleotides. RefSeq names its product calmodulin-binding protein 60 D-like. Gene Ontology annotation, molecular function: calmodulin binding; sequence-specific DNA binding; DNA-binding transcription factor activity. Gene Ontology annotation, cellular component: nucleus. NCBI's taxonomy places the organism in Eukaryota, Viridiplantae, Streptophyta, Magnoliopsida, Arecales, Arecaceae. The record is from RefSeq and is a predicted model, not a curated record. Gene Ontology annotation, biological process: regulation of salicylic acid biosynthetic process.